Messenger RNA from Prosopis cineraria, 1170 nucleotides. RefSeq names its product probable ribose-5-phosphate isomerase 4, chloroplastic. Gene Ontology annotation, molecular function: ribose-5-phosphate isomerase activity. Gene Ontology annotation, biological process: pentose-phosphate shunt, non-oxidative branch. The record is from RefSeq and is a predicted model, not a curated record. The transcript is spliced from 9 exons. Bases 65 to 943 code for a protein of 292 amino acids. NCBI's taxonomy places the organism in Eukaryota, Viridiplantae, Streptophyta, Magnoliopsida, Fabales, Fabaceae.
UGGCGACUGUUUUAAUGCCUUUAUCCACAAGUUCAGAAAUUGCGAGGAUAUGAAGUGAACGGCAAUGGCUUCAGUAGCUUCAUCUUCAUCGUUUUUCCCUGCCCUCACACGAUCGUAUUUUCCUCCAUGGGGUAACGGAAACAAAACAGCGAGGUCCAAUUUUCUGAGGAUCGUCACUCGCUCUUGUCUUGAUGAUAGUUCCUCUCUGUCUCAAGCAGCGCAAUACACUGUGGAUACAUACGUAAAGAGUGGCAUGGUCAUAGGAUUGGGGUCUGGUCAGGCUUCUGGUUUGGCCAUUAGGCAUUUGGGCCAGCAACUUCGUACUGGUGCUUUAAAGAAUGUAGUAGGGAUCCCUAUGUCUGUCACAAGUGCAAGCGAGGCGGCGAAGGCAGGAAUUCCACUGGAUAGCUACCAAGAGGGUUCUCAAAUUAAUUUUGCAUUUGAUGAUGCUGAUGUUAUAGAAGAAGGAUCACUUAUUGCGAUCAUCGGACGCCGGAAAUUGCAUGGUGAGGAAUCCAUACUAGAAAAGAAGUCCAUACUAAAUGCUGCCAAUAAACUUGUAUUUAUUAUUGAGGAAAACCAGUACAAAGGUGGUUUGGAAGGUUCUAUUCCUGUUCUAGUUCAGUCUUUAAACUGGUUGGAAACAGCUGAAGCGAUUGAUGAUAUGUUUUUGGGCGAUGCUGAGGUCUGGAGAAGACCAUCUAUAGGGCAAGCUGGUCCCCUAGGAGGUGACUUCCCACUAGUCACCAAAGAGGGACAUAAUUUGCUCGAUGUUAUUUUUACAUCUCCAAUUGAAAGCCUUGCUGAAGUGGCAGAAAACCUCAAUACAAUUAAAGGUGUUGCAGGGCAUGGAGUCAUUUCAAAAUUUCCAUGCUCAGUGGUAAUUGCUUCCCAGAAUGGGCUUAAUGUUGUGGACAAAUUGACAGAAAAGGUAGUGGGAUAAGAAUUUGAAUCUCAAAGUGAUAAUUUAUGGCGAUGCUUUACUUUUCACCUAAAGUGUCUUUAGAUGAUCAAAUGAGGUAGUGCUUUAGUUAUCAUAUUAUGUGGUGCAGUUUUGUGGCGGUCCAUUUGUUUCUCAUCUUUUUCCCCUUUAUUUGUUUCUUGUGAUCUUGUCUACCUCGGCAUGUGUUUCACAAAAAAAAAAAUAAUAAUAAUAAUAAUUAGCCAAUA